Phytophthora nicotianae INRA-310 is the source of this 1674-nucleotide messenger RNA. RefSeq lists its product as hypothetical. The record is from RefSeq and is a predicted model, not a curated record. Lineage: Eukaryota; Oomycota; Peronosporomycetes; Peronosporales; Peronosporaceae. The coding region runs from base 1 to 1674 and encodes 557 amino acids. The transcript has 2 exons.
AUGCCUGGACCGCAACGGGAUAAAAAAUGGCGCCAGGAAUGGCAAAAUUCCGCACCCCGUGCCGAAUCCUCGCGACCUCAAGAUUCCAUCUUCGAGAAUGCUGAGAACGUUUUACUGGACCCCGACCGCAGCCCCGAAGACAAGCGCUUCGCGGCUCUCGCCGGCGCGCCCCAGCAAGUUUCCCCUGAGUUGCUUCUACCAAUGUGGAUCCCAGCCCGGGAGCUUACGGCCACCUUCUCGGAUACCGAAAUUAUGACUUCGCUUGGAUCGACGCCCCAAACUCUAACCUGGACGUCCAACCUCGGCCAUCUUCGCGAAUUCAAGACCGUCCGUAACGCUGGAAUCAGCUUUCAGUGUACUGACCGGGAUAUCUGUACGAAAUUGGGGGGAGAGCCUGUGACCAUUUGCGGCCGCAAGUUCAAAGUCCAACCGUACUCGAAAUAUUCCUAUUGGUACUAUGUGGAUCUUCAACGCCUGCCGGACGACGCAACGGAUGGGCUCAUCUACGACUGGUUUACCAAUCAAGGCACUCCACCGGUGUAUAUCACGCCGGCCCAUAUUGUUGGAGGUCUUCGCUCUCGCAGCCGUCGGGUUUACUUCAACCAAAAGCUGCCUCCAGCGUCAGUGAUGCUGAAUAAGCGCACCCAGCUUCGCCAGAUCCAGUUUACUGGUCAAGGCUACUCGGUAGUGCAUCACCGCAACCGCGCCUACAACAGCGUCACCCCGCCUUUCAUCAAGGAGCUCCGUGAAAAAGGUCGACAGGCUCGCCAACCCAAGCCUGCUCCUCCUAGUCCGGACUCGGAAGACACCGGCAGUAUCCCGCCUGCGUUCGAUGCCAAGAGCGAUACCAGCGAUAGUGAAGCAAUGGUCAAUGACUCCGCCUCAGAAGGUGAGCCACAUAGUGGGGAUCAAUCUGACGGGGAAACCUGCCAACGCAGUACUAUGGAUGGAAUUGAGUCUGCAGUUGUGGCUGACCCAAAAUCGGUCUGGCCUCACGAAAAAGUACCCAAUUUCCCAGUUGGCUCGACUCAAUCCACCGACUUUACACCGGCCCGUAUCAAGCGCGCAAAGUGUAUGGUCCUGGGUACUAUCGCAGAUCCAGAGGUAGAUCUGCGUCGCCUUCCACCCUCUCAGAAGGGAUAUCCGACGGUGGCGCCAGUUAACUCGUACGAAUGGUUGAGUGAUGUGACUGAGGGCGCCCUGAAUGCAGCAGUUCACCAAGGCAAUGUGGAACAGCUCUCGCUCCAAGAACUCUGCGCUGUUAUUGAAGAUUACUUGGGCUCCUUUUGCUCGUUGACUGACCCGGACACAGUGCUGUCUACAGUCCAAGCCCAGCCCAGUCUUCACCGAGUCCUGUUAGACUCGAAGGCAGAGGAUAAUUUCCACCACCUUCGUGUCAAAGCCUUCGGGCACGCCGUUCUCCGAGAGUUAUCCACACGAACCUAUCCGUCGGAAGAUGAAGGCAGUGUGUUUGACCUACUCUCCAAGCUUUAUCCCGACCAGCAAGGCUUCGAUUUCCAGACCGGCUUGGGACAACUGUGUCCCGAUCAAUCGCAAUUCUGGUUCAAGUUACGACUGGCGGAAGCGGAUCUGGCUCUACAGAUUAUUGCACCCAGUAUCUACACGGACCCGCUCAAACUGAGCGCGCUUGUUUACGGGUAUAAAAAGCUUUAA